GCGAGCGGCGUUCUGUUGUUGUCAUGGCGGCGGUUCAAACUGUGGACGAGCUUAUCAUUAUUAUUAAACAUUACUAUGAAGUUAAUCAUGUUUAAUAUCUUAAUUAACAUCCAGUUAACGACGCUACGGGCAUAACUAAUUUAUCGUUUCUGUAUAAACCGAAAAAAAAUCGUUAGAAGCGUAAUGUUGGAGUGGGAUAUGUUGGGAUUAACUUAAUGUUUACAAACUUCAAGUCAAAAGUGUAGCUAGUAAAAGGGUUGUUUGCUCUUUGGUCAGCGUUUGGCGGGUUGUUUUCGCUGUAAUGGCUUCACAGUUCUUGCAGAGUGGUUACAUGAUUUCCUCAGGACAGCAAAGUCAAGAGAGAGACUGGGUUGUUUCAGGUUCAACUCCUGGGAUGUCCCACACCAAGCUAUUGUUCAACGAAGCCAUCCCCGCGAGCACCAGCAACCGUGCUACCCAUGUUCACCGCCCGCCAGCCCCCAUCGUGAUAGAGAGGCUGCUGCCGCUGUUGGAGGAGCGCGAGAGAGUGGACAGCACCAGAAGCUCCAUCAGCUUCACCACUCUCUCGGAGGAGAAGCUGCGGGCUGCGGUUCAGCUCGCCAAGCGAGAUCUGAGACGAAGGCGCCUUGAGUCGCUGACAAAAUCCCCUGCCAAACCCUCUCAAGAGGCCUCCUUUCUUGAAACAAGUGAUGCAGAGCUACUCCAGGAGCUUGCAGCCACUCCGAGUAAGACCAAGUUAAAGACCUCCAGUCCAAAAGAGAAAGCAGCCCGACCCAGAACCAAACUGUUUGUGCACACACCCCAGAAGCGUCCCAUUUCUCUCAUGCCUCGGGCUGGCCAGUCACCCCCAACCAGAGACCCCGGCCUGAGGCAAUUUGUAGGCAGAAAACAGGCUCCUUUAAGCCAGGAGAUCCGCAAGCUGCAGAAUGAGCUGGAAGUGUACAUUCAGAAAGUAGAAGAGCUCGCCACCAGAGGAGGGGAAAUAGAGGAGCCACUGGAGCCUGAAGAGCAAAACAAGUUGGAGGUACGCAGGCAGAAGCAGGCAGCCCGCUCAGCACGUGUCAUCUAUGUUCUCCAACAACAGGUAAAAGAGAUACAAGAAGAUGUAGAGAAACUGCGAAGUCAGAAAAUGUGGGACACCAAAAAGUCCGUGGCAAUAAACAGGCUUGCAGCUGCCCAUCGUGGGACACUCAGGGCCUUACAGGUUGUUAUCCACCAGCUUUCAGAUCUAUCUCACGGCCAGGUACCCCCUCAUUACAAAGAGCUGGGCCAGCUGAUCCGCCAGCUCUCUCUGUGCUCAGCCAAGGUUGAAGUAGAGCAGGGUUCAGCUGUGCCCGAGACAGCCAUCGACAUCCUGCAGAAACUAGAGACUUUGGAUUCUGUCCUCAGUAAACAAGAGCUGCACGAAAGAAAGAUGCAGGCCCAAGCAUGUCCUCCACACAGGAAGUCUCCUCAUCACAGCAUGUCACCUACUAGUGCACCCAAGGGUCCCAGCACCUCAACCGUUAGAGGUCCUCGCAAACCAGCAAAUCCCAAAAGAGGUGUCCGUGGUAGGAGAAUGGCCUCGCAGAAGCCCAAAACUACUUCUCACCAGCUCAUGAACAGAAGAGAGGUGCUCAGGGCCGGCCUGGAGAGCCUCGCUCAGAGAGAGCUGCAGGGACGACCUCAGACAUACACCACCUGCAGGAAAGGAGGGGCUCUACACCCCGGGAGAAGCAAGGCUAACAUUAUAAUGACGCGAAAUCAGAUACAAGAAGCAGGUUUCCAGCAGCCUACUGUCUCCUCUCAGCUCAGAGUGAACCAGCUCCCUCAAAAAGAACACUCUGUGCCCUGGAUACCUACAUCACCUCACUCUCCUCCUCCACAGCGAUCCCCUCAAAGGGGAAGACCAGAGCCUCGAUGUCUCUUCUCCCCCGUGAAGCUCUCACCCAGCCCUCUGAGGCAGACGGCGGCCGGUGGUUUGGGAGCAGACUCGGCCUUGAGCUCCGAAAAGAAAAGACAAGCUCAUAAUGAAGCAUUAAGGAACGCCUGGCUGGAUAAGAUGACGAUGCAGAGACUGAAAGAGCUCGACCAGCUGAGUAAAGAAGAGGCUCAACGCAUUCAGACAUUAAGGUCAGAAGUUGUCUCGCCAACUCAGUGGGCAGAGAGAGCCGAGCAGAAGGCCAGAGAGAGAAUUCAGCCCUUUCUGGAUGAAGCACAGCAGAUUGGUGAGUCCAGGAACAGGAUCAGCCCCUCGCUGAGGAAUCGGCUGUCUGAGCAGGCUGCAGAGAGGGCAGCAGAGAGUGCCGAGCAGCUGAGUGAGGCGCUGUUGGAAGAUCUGUUGGAGGACACUGCACGGGCGGCGUGGGCGGCUGAUACAGACAGACAGUUGGAGGGCAUGGCCCAGCGUAGGCUGCAGGCCCCCACCCUGGAGAGUAUGCUGCUUCGUAUGGAGGAGAUACAGAGAGAUCAGGAGGAAGUGAGGAGACGGUUUGCUUCCAUCACCUACUCCGACCCUCUUUACUGGGACCGACAAGGAGCAGCAGGACCCCAGUGCCAUGCUCCGAGCUCCAGGCCAGCCUCUCCCCAGCCAAUUAGACUCACAAGGCCAGUGCCGAGGCAGAUCUCUGCAGCUGAUAUUGUCCUAGAGAAACCCGUGGAGACUGGACACAGCAUACUCUCUGAUAACAGCCUGACAGAGGAGGUGUCCCAAGAUGAACCACAGCCCAGACACGGCGCUGUGUUCCCAGGCCCGGUGGAGAGAAGCGGGGGCACUGUUAUCUCUGUGCCAGGCAGCACGCUGAGAAACAUCCGGCGGUACCGGGAGGACUACGACGCCUACCUGCGUGUUGUGGCUCACGAGGCUGUCGGCAGCUUCGACCCCUGGGCCAUCACAGACAGCCUGGCAGAGGAGCUGCUGUCAGAGGCCGUGGCUGACGUGGCUGCGGAGUUUCAGGAUGUCGUGGAGGAGUACGCCGAGGCCGUCUUCACCUCCGAGUUUCUUCAGCCGACCCAGUCACCUCCUGCCUCAGCUGCGGCUUUGGUCAGCUGAUAGGAUGUUCCAGCAUCAUUUAAUAUAUAUUUAUUUUAUUGGAAAAUCUGCAUCUUCAGACUUUCAGCACAAAGGAUGUAAAUAUCAAAAGAUAAAGGGUCAUGUUAUCGACCAAGGACUACAGUUACUUUUAAUUUGUUUUCCAGUUUCACAGGUGGUUGUUUCAUUUUGUAAUGAAACUCUUCCACGUGUGUACUUAUUUUGUUGAUUUACAAAGAUCUCUAUUUAAUUGGGAUUGUAGAUAUGUUUUUAAUGAAGCUGCGGCGAGAUGAGAUUGUUGAAUUGUACAGGGAGCAUUAGUCACAUUACUCUUCAUGGUCCAUCUGUAUCUGUGAUUGAAUUCCGCUGGGAAAGUUAGUUUAGUUUUAGAUAAGCUUGGAGAGACCAUUACGACAUUACAGAGGAUUAUAAGAUUACCGCCCUCCCCUUGCACUUGGUUUAAAUCUCCCCGAGGAUUACUCGCACUUUCUAUUGUCACGUCGGAGUAUGGAAAUAAAUUAAUUGCAUACGGUUUCCCCACCAAAAUGACGUAGGAAGCCAAGGGCAUCGUGUGUUUAAUCUAUUGUAACUUGAUUUCCUCUUUUUGCUUUAAUGUCUAAAUAAAGGGUGCGAACGCAGCAACAAGCUUUAUUAAA
Sebastes umbrosus (honeycomb rockfish) is the source of this 3666-nucleotide messenger RNA. Its product is annotated as KIAA0753 ortholog. Gene Ontology annotation, cellular component: centriolar satellite. Gene Ontology annotation, biological process: centriole replication; protein localization to centrosome. The transcript has 18 exons. The record is from RefSeq and is a predicted model, not a curated record. The coding region runs from base 302 to 3031 and encodes 909 amino acids. NCBI's taxonomy places the organism in Eukaryota, Metazoa, Chordata, Actinopteri, Perciformes, Sebastidae.